This is a messenger RNA of Oncorhynchus keta (chum salmon), 6613 nucleotides long. Its product is annotated as proto-oncogene DBL-like. Gene Ontology annotation, cellular component: cytoplasm. Gene Ontology annotation, biological process: dendrite development; intracellular signal transduction. The coding region runs from base 609 to 4022 and encodes 1137 amino acids. Lineage: Eukaryota; Metazoa; Chordata; Actinopteri; Salmoniformes; Salmonidae. Gene Ontology annotation, molecular function: guanyl-nucleotide exchange factor activity. The transcript has 31 exons. The record is from RefSeq and is a predicted model, not a curated record.
UAAGGGGAGGGCACACAGAGAGAGAGAGGGAGAGCGGGCGAGAAACCCCAGUGCCCAUACGGAUGGGGCAGUGUUUAUUUUGACGAGGCAGACUGGAUUUCACUACGGGUUAGCGGCUGCAGUUUAGAACAAGGCACUCCCCCUCUGGACUCUGCAUGUGAGUGUGUAUUCUCUCUCCCUCCCUCUCCCUCCCUCUCUCCCUCUCUCUCUGUCUCUCUCUCUCUGUGUGUGUGUGUGUGUGUGUGUAUAUAUAUAUAUAUAUGAGGGAGAAGUGCUUCAUUGCAGCAGGACUCUGCCUUGUACACAGUAGCCAGAAAACCUACCAUAUAUUUUUCUGUGUGGACUUCCCCACUUCUUCCUCUGUGUGGAUGCGCUCGAUGCGGCUCAAGGUGACUCAGGAUUCCCGAGCCAGCCCCAGGGAGCAUCCGAACUGGAUCCCUAGACCUCCAGGGCCAAGUGGGCUGAAGCUUCCUCUCUACCUCCAUCUGGAAGUGGAGUUGGACUGCGGAGAGGACCGUAGGAUAGUCGGGAGGAUGUGAGGCCUUGACAGCAGCUGUUAUCCACCACCAGGCCUACUAGGUCAGUCCAGCCCUGUGGGGGGCAAGGGAAUGGGCCCAGUUUCACUGCAGGUGGAGACUGAACAGGAGCAGAAGCCAGAGAGCGAAAUGGAUUGCUACCAUAGUCUUCUGCAGGCUGGCUCUCAGCUGGAGAACACACUGCAGCAAGUAUCAGUCUCUAUGAGUAUGAAGGAGGUGGACGGCUACAUUGAGAAGCAGGUGGCCUACCUGUCAGGGGGGCGUGGUGAGGACUCUAGCGUGAUCGUGACCCUCCCAGAAUACUCGGCUUUCAGCGACAUUCCGGAGGAAUCUUUAGCCAAAGUCUUAACAUACCUCACCCUCAUACCUCGAGCAAGACAGCCAGGUGUAAAAUUCAUCAUCAUUUUAGACAGAAGACUGGAUACAUGGACCUCUAUCAAAACAGCACUUGCCCGAAUUGCGGCCUCCUUCCCUGGGAACCUCCACCUGGUGCUGGUGCUGAGACCCACCAGCUUCUUCCAGCGCACCGUCACAGACCUGGGCUUCCGUUUCAGCCAGGAGGACUUCAUGCUCAAGAUGCCAGUGGUGAUGCUGAGCUCUGUGACAGACCUACUGAGAUACGUUGAUGAGAACCAACUGACCUCCGAGUUUGGUGGAACCCUGGACUACUGCCACAGUGACUGGAUCGUUCUAAGAACAGCCAUAGAGAGCUUUGCGGUGACAGUUAAGGACAUAGCUCAGAUGCUGCAGGCGUUUGGCACAGAGCUGGCUGAGACCAAACUGCCAGCUGAGGGCACCGCCAUCAUGCGCCUUCUCUCAACCCACACUGACAAGUACAGGAAACUCAAGGAAGCGAUACGGUCAGUAUCAAAGGAGGGUCGUCACCUGCUGGCUAGCCUGGAGGCCUCGGGGAGAGAGGAGGAUUCACUUUGGGAUGUCAGGCUGGACUGGGAGACUGUGCAGAGGCUACUAGCUCAGCUGAGGGGCAUGGAGUCAGCCUUUGACGGCUUCUUUGAGAAGCAUCAUCUAAAACUGCAACAGUACUUACAGCUGCUCAGAUACGAACAUCGCUUCCAGGAGAUGGAGUUGUCUCUGGAGCAUCUGGCGUCCCAGGAGAGAGAGAUGUCGUCGUCAGGGGAGAAGCUGACUCAGACAGAGCAGACACUCAGAGACCUGGACAUCCUGGAGGCUCACGCACAGGAGGAGAUGGUCAGUGCCCAGAUCAUCAUCCUCCAUGGGCACCAGCUGGCAGCCAGUCACCACUAUGCCAUGGCCCUGAUCUUGCAGCGCAGCAACGAGCUGCGUCACCGCUGUGACACGCUCAAUAAUGCUCUGAGGGUGAAACGCACACACCUCUCCCAGGCCCACCGGCUGCUGCUACGCCUCGGCCAGGCCCAGAGUUGGUGUGACGAUGGGGCCUACCUGUUGGCUCAGCAGCUGGUGGAUAAGUUCCAGUCUAAGGACGGGGCCCAGGCUGCAUUGAAGGACAUGGAUAGAUUCCUGGAGCGGGCUCCGUCUCUCCUCAGCUCAGGACCUGACCUCCUGGCUGUGGAGUUUGAGUCUGUCCUCACCCCAGAGAUACAGGUCCAGAUAGGGGAAACAUUUGAGAAGCACACGGUGGUGCAGGAGAUGAUCCACAACAGGCAGGUCUGUCUGAGGAAGCUGGCUGAUAAACACGUCCCUCCCAUCCAACUAGUGGCCCCCAGGGCGGAGAGCCCGCCCCGCUCCAAGUCCCCACUCUUUUCCCCCAAACAUGGUGUCGACGGUUUGAAGUUCUCCUUCGAUCUGUCACUCCCUGGGAAGAGGACGUCCCGGAAAAGCCCCGCCUCCAGAAAGAUCGAGGUGAUGCAUGACUACCAGGAGAAUAGGAGCUCCCUGCUCUCCAGCCUGGAAGGAGAGGACAGCCCAGACCUUCUCAAACGUCACGUGAUGAGGGAGCUGAUUGAGACAGAGAGGGUCUAUGUGGAGGAGCUGCUGUCAGUGCUGCUGGGUUACAGGGGAGAGAUGGAGAACCCGGCCCUUGCGGGGCUCUUGCCCCCCAUCCUGCGCAGUAAGAGGAACGUCCUGUUUGGCAACAUGCCUGAGAUCUACAACUUCCACAGCAGGGUGUUCCUCCAUGACCUGGAGGGCUGCCUAGAGACCCCAGAGGGAGUAGGGGCCUGUUUUCUGGAGCGGAAGGAGAAUUUCAAGGUGUACGAGUGCUACUGUCAGAAUAAGCCUCGCUCAGAGUCACUAUGGAGGCAGUACUCGGACUGUGCCUUUUUCCAGGAGUGUCAGAAGAAGCUGGAGCACAAACUGGGUCUGGACUCUUACCUGCUGAAACCAGUACAACGCCUCACCAAGUACCAGCUACUACUGAAGGAGCUACUGAAGUACAGUGCAGGAGACUGUGAGGGGACCUCCGAACUACAGGCGGCGCUAGCAGCCAUGCUCCACCUCCUCAAGUCAGUCAAUGACUCUAUGCAUCAGAUAGCCAUCACAGGCUACCAGGGAGAGUUGUGUGACCUGGGCCGGGUGCUGAUGCAGGGCUCCUUCAGUGUGUGGAUCAGCCAUAAGAAAGGCCCCACCCGUAUGAAGGAGCUGGCCCGCUUCAAGCCCACGCAGAGACACCUGUUCCUGUAUGAGAGAGCCCUGCUUUUCUGCAAGUGCAGGGAGGAGCAUGAAAAGGGAGCAGACAAGACUGCCUCCUACAGCUUCAAGCACUGUCUGAAGAUGAGUGCGGUGGGGAUUACAGAGAACGUCAAGGGAGAUGUGAAGAAGUUUGAGAUCUGGUACAGUGGCAGGGAGGAGGUGUACGCCGUUCAGGCUCCCACAGUGGAGGUUAAGACAGCUUGGCUCGGGGAGCUGCGGAGGAUCCUCACCAACCAGCAGACACUCCUCAAAGAUGAGCGUUGUGUCGACAUCCAGAUGCCAGACCACAUCCGACGUUCUCCGCCCAUGUCUGAGAGACCUUCCAUCUCAGACAUGCUACCCAAAAUGACUACACCCAUCUUUGCAUGGGAUUUGCAAUUUUGCAUGGAAUGCCCCAAAAACAAAGCAAACAGCAGAGGGCGUCGUUCAGCUCAGAGGACACAGUCAGGGAGGAGCAGUCCAGACCCACAGUCCCUCUCCCCAAAUCACCAGCGCAACCGACACAGCGGGCCCGGCACGCCUCACACAAUGGACAUCUGUCUGGGUCUGGAGGAGUGGGGUGGAGGUCAAGACCCCUCUCACCAGUCAGACGAGGAGGAGGACACUGCUCAGCUGGCUCCAGGCAGAUAUAAGGCCUCGGCUGAAUGUCCACGCGACGGCCCAGAUGACCUCGCCAUCGAGAGCGGUGACGUCAUCCAGCUGCAGCACGAGGACAGCGAAGGUCACUGGCUGGUGAAGAACCUGAGUCGCAGGCAGAAGAGCCUCAUCCUACUCCCCAACCUGCACGUGGUUCUGGGACACAGCAGACGAGGAGAUCCAGGGAAUCUGAAGGCCAGAAAGCUCAGCUCCCCUUAGAGGACAAACGCUGCCUUCAAGUGCUUGUGGGAACUGGGAAACUUUACAGUAUGAAGUCGUAACUCUGGAACAAUUCUUCAACCAAUGGCAAGCUAGAUGAUCUAUCUAAUGAUCCAGUUAGCUACUGUGAUUAAAGUUGACAAUAUUGUAAAACUAGCUACAUUAUACACAUUGAUACAUUUGACAAUGUCAAAAAUGGAUUCGCUUUAACAUCUUUUGGUUGAAAAGGUGAAAGGUCAGUGAUGAAAAGUCACAACUUGGAAACUCUGUUAUCAAACCCUAUCUCUGACUUUCCCACUUGGAAUUCCGACUUGGGAGGGUCAUUCAAGUGGUAAUUUCCCAGUCGGGUAUUUCCCACUUCAGAGGAGCAUGUGAAGGCAGCAAUAGAACAGCUUUUGUGGGACCUUUGCACAGAUUCACAGUCUGACCAGACAGACUGUUAUACGUUAGACACUGUGAGGUCAUGACUGAUGAAAUAUCUUAAAAUCUGCUUUCUCAAAGUGCUCUGAUUGGCCAUGAUGAGAGAUGACUAUCCAAUUGAAGAAGGACACAGGAGCUUACAUUAUGGAUUAUUGAUUAACAUUUUUCUGGGCCAAUAACAUGAAGACCUGCUUUUUCCCACCCGUGAUGGACAAAGUGGACAAACUUAAUGAAUGUUACCUUAACGUUGGACAGCACAGGGCUCCACCAGCACACAUGCACAAGGUUUUAAGGAAGGACAAGGGACAUGUGAAAAGUUUUGGCACUUAAAGUUAAUUCCCUCACUUUCUCUUCGAACCAGCCAAUGGCCUUUUCUGUUGGGUUGCUGUAGCUGGAUUGGGACUGUUAUAAAUCCAUGGACUCUACCUCUCGACUGAGGGAUUCUUAACCAUUAUUGCUAUUCAUUGGGAAUGCAGUUGGUGGGUGUUUUGUGUGUGUGUGUUUUUAUGGAUUAUUACAAUCCAGGUUUCGCCUGAAACAUUUCUUUAAAAUAUACUUAUUUAAAAAAAAAAUGUUGAUGUGUAUACUUGAAUGUUGACCUGUUUGGUUCCAUGUUAAUUUAUUCUACAUGCUCAUGUUGUUUAGGAAACCAUGCUGUCUUGUUCCUUAAGGCACCCUUCUCUUACGCUCUCCAAGAGUUGAAAUGCCAGAACGUGCCCGUGCCAUAAUGCCUUUUUAUUCCUGCUAUUUUGGAAUCGGUCUCCUCUUCAAUAAAUGUUUGCUCAAGCAAUAACAAAACACAGUCUUGCUUCUACCUCACCUCAGACCUAUACACAACUGGCACUUUAUUGGGGUGGAAGGUCUACAGGAGAAAAUGCAUGCUGAAUGAAAACCGGACGCUUUAAUAUAUUUUCGAAGGCGCUAUAGAAAUCGAGCUAUCGGUAAACGCAAUACCUGCUUCAUAUUUUCCUGCUUCAUUUCCCAUUUUAUUUCCUGAACUCAUUGUUUGUCAGUGGGGAUGAGAUAGCUGUUGAGAUCACGGUGAUUGAUAUAAGUGUAUUAAUCAGGUCUUCAGAUGUCUCUUUGGAGGUAUGGGGAGGAGCUGCUACCAGCAUGGAUCCAGCAAACAGAGACUGCUGUAAUUCUCCCCAGGAUUUCAUGCUCUCUGUCUCCCUCAGCCCUCUUUGAGAGAGUUCCUCUCCUCCUCCAUCGCCUCACACUUAGUCUUAGGUUUCCCAUUAAACAGGAUCAUACGGCAAACAUGAAAUAUACCCACUGUGUCGAACGCUUAAUUAAAUAUUGAUUGCGGACUUAUAUGAAUUUACCACGUGAAGUCGGAGGCCUGCCUUUGAUGUGCUGCGUUUUGAUGUGGAAAUUAGCUUGGAAAGCAGCACGUUUCUUGUGUUGUUUAUUUUAAGUUCUGUAGCUGUGUGAGGCAGCUAUGCAUCACCGUGAAAUGAUGUCUAUAUACACAGAGUCCUGUUCGACUACCAUGCGUUGCGUCAAGGGGGUUCUUUCAUCUUAAUAUGGCAAAAUGUAACUUUUUCUUUUGAGCUACUUCGGUCUAAAAUGCAACACAACGUUGCAACAUAACGCCGCCAACGUUAGAGAAUUUGUCAGUACGUCCAACUGGCCUCUCAACCACAGAUCACUUGAAUUGGGACUUGUGAGAGAGCAGUUUGUUCAUAACAUUGACAUCAGCAGAGUGCCACAUGGUGUCAGUGGAGUUAUAGUAUGGGCAGCAUAACAUACGGACCACAAACACAAUUGCAUUGUAUCGAUGGCAAUUUGAAUGCCCAGAAAUACCGCAAUGAGAUCCUGAGGCCCAUUUUUUUAUGUAUCUGUGACCAACGGAUGCAUAUCUGUAUUCCCAGUCAUGUGAAAUCCAUUGAUUAGGCCCUAAUAAAUAUAUUAAAAUUGACAGAUUUCCUUAUGAACUGUGACUCAAAACCUUGAAAUUGUUACGUGUUGAAUGUAUUUUUGUUCGGUAUAUGCUUGAAAAUGCUGUGCGUCUUUGGCGAGCGCUGUAAGCUUGUUGCUGAAUGUUUCUCAAUAGAGAAAUUGCAUGGCAAACUGAAUAUUGACUGAACACGGCAGGUUUCAGGUUAUUGUUUUAGUCAUGUUAUUGUUUGGCUGCAUUUGAGUAUAUAGACCAAAUAAAGUAUUUAUUA